UGUGUACGCUUUUUGUGUUUUAUUUGACAGUAUUUGUUUUUUAUCAUCUGAGUUCAUUCAUGUUAACUGACACAUGGUUAUGAAAAAUAUUUAUUGUUCCGCCAAGAAGACCGUAAAAAGCAGUUUCUUUGACGUCAUUUGAGCGUCUCCUUUGGGGCUCCGCCUUGAACUUCUAAUCCACCAAUGAGUGAUCGGGAAACUGUGAGUGCGGAAGCAAACCCGGAAACUUCACAAAUCAAAACAAAACAAGACACGUCGGCUCUGUCACGCUACAGUCCACUUUUAGCUGGGCUUGAAUUAAAUGCAUUCCAGUGGAUCUGAAGCCGCAGAAUUACUCAGUUUGUUUAAAAAAUCGUUUACAUCCCUCCGACUAUCGCUCUUAAAAGUAUAAAUGGAGACGGACAAAGGUGUGGUUUUGGCAACAGAGAGAUAUGGCAGUGCAGAAUCCUGGAAGUAUGUAUCAAAAGAUGGAGUGAUGGAGAGGAGAAGAGAUGGGAGUGAAGGUCACUCAGGAGGAAACUCGGUUUUUGGAGUUUUUAAAAGCGUCUUUCUGCCUCAAGGUUAUCCAGAGAGUGUGAGUGAUGAUUAUCUGCAGUACCAGUUCUGGGAUACAAUGCAGGCCUUCUCCAGCUCUCUGUCAGGGACUCUCGCCACUCAGGCUUCCCUCAGAGGUGUUGGUGUUGGAAACCAGGAGGCCACCGUAGCUGCAGCCACUGUUACCUGGUUAUUAAAAGAUGGGACUGGCAUGUUGGGAAGAAUCCUCUUCGCUUGGCGGAAAGGGAGUAAGCUGGACUCCGAAGCAAAAAAGUGGAGACUUUUUGCUGAUGUGCUCAAUGACAUUGCCAUGUUCAUGGAAAUAUUGGCUCCUUACUUUCCUGCUUGCUUCACCUUCAUUGUGUGCACUGCAGGGAUAUUCAAGUCUAUUGUUGGAGUGGCAGGUGGUGCGACCAGAGCGGCUCUCACUGUUCAUCAGGCCCGCAGAGACAACAUGGCUGACAUCUCUGCCAAAGACGGCAGUCAGGAGACUUUAGUGAAUCUGGCGGGACUGCUGGUCAGUCUGAUACUCAUUCCUCUCGUCACUGAUAAUCCAGUAUUGACUCUCUGCCUCUUCUUCCUCUUAUUCCUCCUCCUGCCACAGUUUGUGUAUUCCAGAUGUGAGCCACUGGUCUGUUAUAUGUUGAAGUUAAAAACACUUCGGAAACAUGUGAUACAACUAAAAGGAAUUUCAUUAUCGUUCUGCUCAUUUUGCAGCCCAGAAGAUCUUGAGUUGGCUCUGAAGGAAAACAGCAUGCCUUACCUGUUAGGAGUCAGAAAUGGCUGUGUAUGUGUUUGUUUGGGACCAGAAGCUUCAGUGAGUGACGAAAUCAGAGCAAUGUGCCAGGCGGUAGUACUCAGCAACAUGCUGAGCUCGUCAAACUCCAGAGAAGCUACAGGGGCUGCACCGAAACAGCAAAAAGGUCACUGGGAAAUGGUGCACAAGAGUCACAAGCUGAUGGAUGCCAUUUUCAAUCCAUUACUUAAGGGUGCUGAAGCUGCAGGAUGGGACAUGAAACGAACCCUGAUCGACUGGGAUGAGUGGAGAGUCGAGUGGAAAACAAAAAGCAGCUGAGAAGCUUUAAAUAAACAAAGGUG
Molecule: messenger RNA, 1632 nt
Organism: Neolamprologus brichardi
Lineage: Eukaryota; Metazoa; Chordata; Actinopteri; Cichliformes; Cichlidae
Source: RefSeq, a predicted model, not a curated record